Messenger RNA from Amaranthus tricolor (Joseph's coat), 3601 nucleotides. RefSeq lists its product as uncharacterized. Gene Ontology annotation, cellular component: cytoplasmic stress granule. NCBI's taxonomy places the organism in Eukaryota, Viridiplantae, Streptophyta, Magnoliopsida, Caryophyllales, Amaranthaceae. The coding region runs from base 1373 to 2851 and encodes 492 amino acids. The record is from RefSeq and is a predicted model, not a curated record. The transcript is spliced from 11 exons. Gene Ontology annotation, biological process: cytoplasmic stress granule assembly. Gene Ontology annotation, molecular function: RNA binding.
GUUUGAACACUAUAUAUAUACAUGAAGGCUUCCAUUGAAGAUAAGGGGUUCAAAGAUCAUUUGAUAAGAUUUGAAGUCAUUUAGCAUGAUAUCGGGCGAGAUCGGGCGAAAUUCUCUAGCUACAGUCAAAGUGAUUGCUGCACAUAAGUUCAGGGCUGAUCUGCUUCUAAAUUCGACCGAAGCUAAGUUGUUGAAAAAAUUCUGGAAAUUGCUGAUGAUAGUUUCAGUCAAGAUGAAGCCCAGCUUGGGCGAAAAUGCUUUUUGCCGCUUAUUGCACUUCAUUUGCUUCUACCUUUCAAUAAUUCAUGAUGUAUAAAGUUUAUCAUUAGGUUUUGAGGGAAGUUAUCAUUUAUCAUUUCAUAGUUUUAGAAUCUUAACUUUCAUUUUUAUGCUUUUGGAAACCAUUUUUCUUAAUCUUGCUUUUAAUCUUAAACGUUGUUAAACGUUGUUUUCUCCAUUGAAAUUUCUCAUUUGUAGGUUUAUUGUUUUGUUUUCCAUCAAUCUUCGUCGGAACUUUAAUUAUUAAAGUAUUAUUGCACUUCAAUCUCUUAAUCAUGUUUAUUAUCAUUGUUUAUGUUUGUUUACAAAAUCUUAUUUCUUUCAUGAAAACAAUUAGUGAGUAGUUUUCUUUCUAGGGCUUAGUAUGAACCCUAAUAUGCAUUUGGAUUAGUUUAUUGAGGAAUUUGUUCGUUAUUGUUGUCUGGGGAUGAUUAAAUUGUUUAAAAUCCACUUAACUUAAAGUCUUUUAUACUUUUCAUAUUCCGAAAUACGAAAGUUGAGGUAAAUAUGUGUAUUAGUCUUAAGUGCAAAAUGUGUUGAACAUUUUUAUUGCCAUUCAAAAUCAUGAAAGUUGAGAGUUGGUUGUUAAUUGGUCUUAUUAAAGGUUGAAUUAAUCAAAAUCACAAAAGUUGAGAUUAAAAGAGAAUGUUAUUCAAUCCACGAUUAGUUUAUUAACAUUCCGAAAAUGAAUAAUUAACUCUUCACCUAAAGCCUAAUUAACUCUUAACUUAGUUUAGUUAAAACUCAGCAUAUUUGGUUGUUUGAUAGUCAUUGAUUAAACUAUAUUAUUCUUGAAACAUAACCUCCUUGUGCUUCGACCUCGUAAUUGUACUACAAUGCCCGUACACUUGCGGUAUUAAAAAUAAAGGUGAACAAUGUCAUAUCUGAGGUUCGGACUAAUAGAUGUUUACAUUGGAAAAUAAAAUUUUCGCCUUCUUAUUUUGAAUUUUUUUUUUAAAAAUAUUUUAUUCUAAUUUUCAAUUUAAUCCAAAGUGUUGAAUUAGGUUCAUGUUGAAUCUAGGGUAUUGUUCUAGUAACAAUUUAAAUUCCUAGUAACAAAAAUUUAAUUUUAAAUUAUCCUUUUAAUGAAGAGAUGUUUUUAGAAGGGCAAAUUGAGAUCAACAUUUUGGCAAGACCCAACGCAUCACCAUUGGUGAGAGAAGUAAUAGCACGAGAGAUCACCAAUCUGAAGAUGGGAAGAAUGACAGAAUUCACGCAAGAUCAAACUGCAACAUCGUCCUUGCUCGGUGAAUCUUUGCUUUUGACCACCAUGUCCAUUAUUGGUCUUCCUGUUGAAGUUCACAUCAUAGAUGGUUCAAUCUUUUCUGGAAUCUUCCACACUGCCUCUGUUGAAAACGGCUAUGGCAUUGCUUUGAAGAAAGCUAAGAUGAUAAAAAAGGGUACACAGAACGCAAAUGUGUCAAAUGGUGGCCUAAUAGACACCCUAGUGGUUCUUCCGGGAGAUCUUGUUCAAAUAGUUGCCAAGGGUGUCACGCUUCCAGCGGACUAUGCUCCUACUUGUGUUACUUGUGAUGAAGAAGGAACUGCUUCUCAAAACGGAGCUGUGUCUACCAAUGAGCAAAGGAAUCAAGAGAGACAGGUUGGGGUAGCCAUGCCUCAAGAAGAAGAAAAUGGUUACCAUUGUCAUGCUGAGGCUUUCAAGGAGGUUCCCAAAGCUAAUGGUUCAAGUACAAGCUUGGAUGAUAGCUUCAGUAAUCUAAAUGUUUGCGAGGAGAAUCACAAACCUGCCAAUGAUGCAUCAUUGGAGGUCAAACAUGUAAAUCUGGUCCACGCUAAAGAAUUCACUAGCACAAAUUCUGUUGCUUCAGAUGUCACAGAUUCUGCCAAAACAAGGUUGGAUGUACCUAGUAGUCCUGUUGCAGUUCCAGCAGAUAUGGGUUCUCAGAACACACUUGUUAAUAGGACUGCUAAGGAAUCUAAGCUCAAUCCAAGUGCAAAAGUUUUCUCCCCUUCUUUUCCAAACUUGAGAUCUACACCACCUUUAGUGCAAACAGCUCCAAGUGUUGCUUAUGUAACUAAUAGCAUUCCCGCAGCAGAGGUAGCUGGUGCACAGCCAGAAGUGGAAAUGCAACCCAUUGUUCCACGUACAUCUUGGCCUGUUAAGUUUUUUCCUUAUGUUACUUCAACCGCUGUGACUGCUGAAAAUGGUCUUCAAUAUACUCAACCUGUUGCUAGUCAUAUUGUAACAAGAGCACCACCUAUUAGACAUGUUGCACAAUACCAACCGAUUCAAGCUGUGCCACCAUAUGUACAUCAUAGUCCUCAAAAUGGCAUAUUUGCAAGGCCUGGACAGCUUGUAUAUGUACAUCCAGUAACUCAUGAUGUGAUUCAGGCUCCUGUAGCUCUCUCACAGGCUCCUCAUCCCUAUAUGACCCCACAUCCGAUCCAUGUUGGUGUUGCCAAAAACGAAGCUAUAGUAGCUGAUCAAGCAAUGCCAGUCUCGAUGACUCCACCUUUAGUGGCCAAUGGAGCGCAGCCAUUUACUAGUCAUAUCCAACCGCUUUUCUCUUCCAUGCAUCCUGUUCCGAUUUUAGGUCCGAAAUUUCCGUAAACAAGUUUCCUCGAUAGAUAAUACCGUUUGGUUUUCUCUUCUCAUUUCCUUGUUUUCUGGCGUGGAAGAUUUUCAUCAACAGAAAUGAAAUUUUGGCGUAUAGAGUAAUAGGUUUCCGUGAAGGUAGGUUUUGAUCUGUUAAAAGCAGAGUUUGAUGGAAGUAUAUCUCUACCCAUGUAUUAGAAGAGGGAGGGGUCAUAUUGUAUUACAACAUUUAUGUUAGGAUCUUCACUUUGCAUACUCCAAUCAUUCAAUUGGUUUAUUCCUGAAUGAUACAUAUAUCAGCUUACUUGUUCAUGCUGUGUUAUAUUCCAUUUAGGAAGGCUCUGUUUGGUUUGAGAGAUAGCACUUGUGAAAAAAAAAGAAUAGUUUUUGUUUGUUUGGUUUGGUGUGCAGGAAUUCAUAGAUGUGCGGAAUAUAAUAAUUUUUAAAUAUCUAUAAUUCAGAAAAACUUGUAUAUCAUAUUAUAUGAAUCAAUAAGAUGAGUAAAGAAUUAACAACCUUUGAUGCCUAACUUACACGGCAAUGUGAGAGUUGAAUACUGCAAACUAUUGACCCAGAGAUUAAUAUCGAAUUAGAUACCUCUGAUCAAUCUACUUAAAUAUAAAUCAAUAGUGUGUUAGCAUUGAGAAAAACAAUAAAAUAAGAAACAUCUUUUCAUUUUCUAUUUUCUCUUUCAAUUAGUCUCUUAAUACUAACUAUUUAUAAUAAAGGUCAAAACCCUAAUUGAAAACAAAUUAUAAUAUUUGA